ACUUGUCGCCAGUAGUGAGUCGACAGUUCAGCCGAACUGUGUUGUUACAAAUCCGUGUUCACUGUAUUUACCUGUGUGUUUUUUACUUUUUUUUUUUUUUAAAUAAUAAUAAAACGUCAGACGUCGGAUUGAAAUAGAUUUUUGAAAAAAAAAUUGGGGUCAACGAGUGGAAUUUUUCAUACGUUUAUUUAAUUUUUUUUUUUGUUUAUUCAUUAUUUACUGAAUUAAUUGGUGGACUUGGGUUUGACGUUGAGUUGGUGUAUUGCGGGAAUAAACUGAUCGUUGAGAUUUGAUUUAUGGAGAUGGUUCGUUCCAACGCGUUCAAUGAAAUGACAUUUCGACACGGCCGAGCCCGCAGGAUAAUCAUUUACUCGAGUACAUUUUCUGUAAAAAAUAGAGAAGAUUACAUUUGACUUUUUGUUGACUAGGAAUGAGUAGUUGAAAAUUCAGAAGUAAAGAGGAGAAGAGUACCACCAUGGUACUUACUGUUACUGAGGACACGCCGGCAGACAUGCUCACUGGGAGCAUGGAGCUACUGGUCCAAUUACCAAGGGACCAUCAUGUUCACUCGCAGAGAGUCACGGUCGAACGAAGUACAGCAAUGAUGGAUCUACUGGUGCAAAUAGCGACCGCUCACAAAUUGGCAGCCUCGAGUUACACCCUACAAGCAAUAGGCGAACGCGGAGUUGUUCUGCCCCAUCAGCCAAACACACCCAUUGGAGCACUGGAUGCUCUUCAGGUAAAAUUGCUACCGAAACAGGGUACAUUUAUUCCACGUAAAGCGAAACAGCCGAAUCAACCGUUCGAAACGACUUUUAGAUUGCAGGUUCACUUGCCGAGGAAUCAGCUUUAUGUAUCACGAGUCAGUCCAAAGAUGAAUCUGGGGGAAAUCAUUGAUGAGGUGUGCAGGGAGAAGAAUCUGGAUAGAAAUAAAUAUGAACUUCGGCAUCCAGGCAAUCACCAAGAGGUACUUGAUUUAUCUCUAUCCCUCCAAGAUUAUCACCUCCAGGAGGUGACAUUGUACGCGAAACAGGGACAAAGCCUGGGAUCAGCACUGAGUUCCCAGGAUAUAAUGGCCCUUCAACGUCAAGAAGAGAGACGCCGUCAACAAGCAAAACAAAGUGUCUUUGGUUUUAUGUUCAGAAAAUCCAAGGAAUCGUCGUUGAGUACAGACAGCCUGGGUGGUAGGUCUGUAUCACCAGCUCACAGUGAUGAAACUGGUAGAUCUGUUAGUCCAUUGGCACCACCAACAAGGCCACAACGUAAACGACGACCGGCGCCAAAUCCACCAGUUAACAAAACCACAAAUAAUAAUAAUGAUGGUACUAAGGAUGAGAACAAAGAGAAACUUGUUAUUAGUCACAGUCGUAACAGCAGUGAUAGCUCUGGUUAUCAUGAGGCAUCUGUACUCAGUGAUAAUCCAGAUUCAGCUGGACGAAUGCCAGAGACAUUGCCAAGGCGGAGUAAACCACCUGGUAAAUUUGAAACACGCAAACUUGCACAUACAUCACAGACUAGCAAAAGUCUCAGUAAUCUUGCUGUGACCUCAGCAAGUUUAAGUCACGCUACUAGCAAUACAUCACUCAGUUCAACUGGUAUUCGAAAGAAACGUGCAGCUCCUCCACCUCCAAUGAGUCGUCCCCUGUCUUCAGCGAUAUCGACUCAAGCACUGGAGCGAAUAGUGGACUCUGAGGAGUCCUUGACAUCGGACAUGGGGAUAUCAAAGCCACCAUCGGACAUCGGUAGCAAUUCAAAAGCAAAUUCAGACAUUGCUGUUGGCAGUGAGACACCCGAGCCAAUAUCCAAAGAUUUCUAUCACAAAUCCGAUAAAGAGAACAAGAAAGUUGGAUCAGAAAUGACGGAGAAGAUCACUGAUACGUCUGAGAGUAGAAAGUCCCACAUUUCUGAACAAGUUGAUGCGCCUGAACACAUUGUAGAAACUGCUAGAGUAGCCAAAAGAGUUGAUGAGUCACGACCCAUUCCCAAACCUCGUAAAGUGCCUCCAAAAGUACCAGAGCGUAGAGUUAAUACUGUCGAGUCAUCAGUAUCAACCGACAAAGUAGAUAGUUCCCUAGAGUGCACGCCCCCCGGAGAAGUUCAUCCCGAUGUCGACGAUAAGAUCAAAAAGCAAAUGAAUACCGACACAAUCCCAAACAAACUUCACGAUAAUCCGGCCAGAGAAUCUCCCGAAGAAGACGUCAAUACUGAUUUGAUAAUUGAUGCGGACGAUUGGGGAUCAUCUCCAAAGGAGGAUAACCGACUGAAGGAGAAAGUCCCAGAAAUUUCUUCGAAGACCAUCGAGGAGGAAUCUGUUGUGGGAAAAUCAGAUACACCAGCUGAUGAAAAUUGGUCGGAAAAUGCCAGAGCACAAGUGGAGAAUGAAGAGAUUGCCCUGAAGGUCCUGGAGGAGUCUCUGAAAGACGAAGUUGAUACCGAUCCUGAUGACGAUUUUACGUCGGAUGGGAACAGUUCACCAGCUUCCAGACGUUCUUGUACCGUCAUAUCAACAAUUCCAAAGUGCUGUCACCUUAAAUCUCCAGAGAUAUCGCCGAUUCCAGGAGACACUUCCCCUGGAGAUGAUCCUGGAGUCCAGAAUCAAGAGGAGACGAGGUUUCCUGGUGAAGAGGAUGAACUGGGGGACAGAGUGAAGAGAAAGGGAAAUAAAUCUAAAGUCUUCAGGAGUCAGUCCUCUUUUGGUGACUUCAAUGUGACUAAAGUCUUCGAGAAGAACACCAGACCGAACAAUUCACAUCCGGAUAAUUUUAAAUGCGCGUUGAAUCCAAAUUUCACGACUGGAAUUGCCAGUGGAAAUGACAACGAAAGUGGAAAAUUGGAGGGAGAUGUGGGGAAAAUUGAUGACAGUCGUACGCCGAAGGUGGAAUAUCCUGGGUUUAUUACCCAUGGAACUAAUCGUGGAUUGAGUGGGGAUUUGGGAAGGCUUGGAGGACAACACCACGUGGGCAUGGGGACAGCAGGUGCAUGCCAAUCCAAUUAUAAAGAAGACCAGCCAUCAGACACCGAUAUCCUCCUGCAGCGAGUCUCCACGACCCUCGCGACAGUCCUCCCCUCAAGCCCUCAGGACUCCCCGAACCUUCACAACCCCUUGGAAACCCCGAAAUCAGAUCCCGAGCCUGCGACAUCCCCAAACCAAACCCUAAACUCCCAACACGACACAUCGGAUUACGUGUCAGCCUCCGGGGAAGACCUCUCUGGAACGGACUGGGAGUACCAGCUCCCAGAUCCCCCAUCAGCCUUCCGAGACUCAUCAUCACCCGACCCGAGUGGCUACGAGACGAUAACCCUGGGAUCAGUUGAGGCCUUCAAGGACCCGAUAGCAAUCAUCGACCCCCCAGUGGAAACUCCCCCUUCACCAAUUCCCUCUCCACAGCCCCUGAAAUCCCAGAAAAAACCUCCUCCAACCCUCGAGAAGCCCCGAAAAACCUCACUCACAUCAUCCAGAGUUCCCCUCGUGUCUCAGUUCUCUCAAGAGAGUCGUCACAGUGACGUUGCUGUGGACCUGAAGAAGGACAUCAUCUCCGAACUUGAGACUAAAAUCGAGAGUGGUUUGAUGCCCCUGAAGAUCCCUGAAGAUUCCAAAAAAAUAUUAAAUAAAUCGAGUCCUCAACUGGCUCCAGUGGACAACACCCUCUCCAACUUCACCAUCACGACGUACUCCAACCAGAAGAGCCCUAACAUCUACGAGAGUCCAGAGGACAGUGAAAAGAUCUUUCCCGAAUCCUCUGACGAGAGAACUGUCAAGACAUUCGCCACACUCUCACGAAAUCGAUCGCUCUUCACCAAGGAAUCCCCUGCCAGUUCCAAAACUGAUAAAAAUAUUGAGGGUAGGGGGAUGAUGAGAGCCCAGAGUGUCCAGGACAUUGACUCGGAGGGUACCAAGCUGAAGCUCCCAUCCUUGAAGGCAGUAGAGAGGCCCAACGUUACCCUCAGACCACGAGACGAAAAAUCAUCAGCUGUUCACAGGUCCAAGAGCUACAUCGUCCUGUCGAAUAAUUCCAAGUACAGAGAGGAAAAAAAAUCCAUCGAUGUGGUCGACAAGAUGUUCAAGUCCACUAGUUACACGAAUUUAAAUCAGGAAGAUGAACUGCAGUCUGUUCAGGUCCUCAAGAGCAUUCUUCCACAUCUGAACAAGACUCUUCCAGAGGAGAAGAUUGAGAAGAGCUCGGAAAAAUGUGACGAUUCUAAACGUUAUAAAUGGCCUGGACCACCUGCCAUAUCCCUGGGAAGUUGGUCCGAACGACCUUCGGUCAAUGUUCAGAUCAAACAUGACACUGAUUACAAAUUUGGAGUGAGUAAUCAAUCUGGGGGAAAAACUGUAGUUAAUCUGAAUCCCAGUACCAAUGGGGUGGAGGUAAACUACGAGAGGGCCACGAAGAUUUUACCAAAGAAAUCGUUUGCUCAUGAUAAGUUAAAUUUCACGAAUAACGAGGUGGAAAUAGUUGAGAAGAAUGAUAAACAGGAGGUCAAGGGUCAUUACAACGAGAGGACGAAUGUCUUCCAGGAGAGUUUAACGAAAAAUCUGGGAAAACGAGGCCUUUUGAAUGGAAAAAUCGAGGAAAAUCCUGGGGUCAAGGAGCCAUCAAAGAUCAUUCCCAAUGAAGAUGACGUUAAGAUCGACACGAGACCAGUAAAUUUCAAGGAAUUGACUCAGGCCUUCGGGCAGGUGAAUCUUCGAAGUAGAUCGAAGUACAGUCAGAACUCCCAGAAUCGUCAUUCCGACUUUUUUGAUUCUCGUCAGGAGAAUGAUGUCAAGGAGACAGUGAAGAUCAGUGACUGGCCCAAGGUCAAACGAUACACAUCAGUCGUGGGAAUAAAUCCUCAGAUGAAUUCCAAUGGCUUCAAGAACGAGAUCAUGAAGAAUGUCCCGUCGAAGGGUAAUGGGAUCAUGCCGGUUGUCAAGGGAUUCAAAGUCCAGGAUUUGCAGAGUGAAUUGAAUUCCCAUAAUUCGAUGGAGAAAUUUACAGUACCUCCACCACCCAAUAUGCCAGUAAUAACGGGUGUCACGUUGAAGAGCUCCAAACCCAGGCCCAAGUCGAUGAACGUCUGUCAAGAGCCCAGGGAUCAACUGCUCGAGUCUAUCAGAAAUUUUGGGAGGGAAAAGCUUAAAAGUGUCAGCAGUGUCUCCUAAAAAUAUUUGUUGCAGAUUUUUUAUUGCUGUUUUUGCGUUUUACUUUGAUUCGAGAGUUUUUUUAUUCGAGACGUUGUUGAUUGGUUCGUUCGUGGUUGAUGAUUCUUGAUGGGAGUCGGGUCGAUUCUGCAGAAAUAUUUUGAAAGAAAUUGGAUUUUCGGGGGAAAAUAGUGAGGGAGGGGGGAGGAUAUAAACACUUUGACUUUUUUUCGAGUGCUAUUCGGAAAAUUGAUUAUUGAAAGGGGCUUUUUUGGGUUUAGAGUCGAACAAAAAGUCGAAAGGUUCCAUUAACUGGAGUAGAUUGAAUACAUCAAAUUAAAUUGGCAACACUUUUCAUGGGAUUUUGAUGCACAGGAGUCACUUUCAUAAUUGAAUCAAUAAAUUCAGUCGCUGCCGUAUUUAAAUGAAUUUCAUCAUCAAAUGGAAUUCGUAAUUAGUUUUUGUGCUGAUGAAAAAAUAAAAAAUCCAAUUUUCCGAGAUUUAUUUCAUUGCAGACUCUCACCUGACUGUCGUCGCUGUCUCAUGAUGAGGAUUGACGAGAAAAUCUAAAAAUAGAGAUAAAACCAGUGCAUAUUCCAAGAUGGCCUGAGAUUGAUGAUUGAAACAAGUGGAAUUCGAAAGCUACGGAGUUUUUUUUUGUGAAAAAUAUCUCCAACUUUUUCCUCCGUCAAUAAUCGAGAAAUGACGGGAUGUUCAACAGGCUCCAGUAGCUUCAGAGUUUUCUAAUUCUCUGUCAAGAUGUUGAAGGGAAAAAUAAUGAAUUCAUUAUCAAUCUGUCAGUACCUCACGACAUCUCAGACUAUUGCAUCGAUUUUUCUCAUUUAUCUUCAUUCAGCAUAAUUAUUAAAUUAAUAUUUCUUUCAAGUUUCCCGUCAAUCAACUGUAAAUACUUAUUUUGUUGUGAGACUUUUUGGUGGUGCUACGACAGGGAAAUUAAUCAUUAACAAGCUUAAGAUUUAAUUGCUAAAUCCACGUUUAUCAACCUGAAGAAAUCGUGAUUUCAAAAAAUUCCAUUAAAUCCUGAUUUCUCUAAAACUGAAUCAAUUAUUUUUGUUCAUCGAUUAAUUUUGUUAAUCGACGAUCAAAAUCAACUGAUUUAUUCAUUCAAUUGAAGAGCCUCAGUGAAUUUACAAUUAUCCUUCGUAUAAAAAAAUAGAACAAUUCCAUCUGUUCAAUUUCUACAUCUGAAUAAUUUACUCAAUUUUCUUUAUCAAUGACUUCUGUUAAUCGAUAAAAUAAGUCAAUUGAAUGAGCUUCAUUUAAUUGAUAAACUCCAGUGGAUUUACAAUUAUCUCUCAGAAGAUCCGUAAAUCGUUGUAGACGUUUUUUUUUGUUAGUCGUGUGUAUAAAAACAAUUGUUUCAUUUUAUGUCAUUAGUAUACAGUAUUCGUAAUUGCUCACUUGCAGUCUAAUGCUUACCCCAAUUAAAUUCGUUUGGCGUCCUUUGGUUAGUUUUUUUAUUACGUUACAUAAAUACCAAAGUUGAUGCAAACGAAUAGGUAAUUAAUCAGUUAAUCAAUUAAUCAUUGAUGAUGAUAAAUUGUAUAGAAGAACGGGACCAAAGGUUUACUAUUAAUUAAUGAAUAGUUAUUUUAUAUUAAUUACAAUGGUAACUUAAGGUAAUCAGAGCGAGAGAGAAAGAGGUAAGUGAUUUUUUUAGGAUAAAUUAAAUAUUACGGAGGAAAGAGAAAUAGUGCCUUGUAAAAAUGCUGGUCAGUCGAGUGAUAUCAAAACUAAAGAUGUAAUAAAAUUACGAAAAUCCAUGUUAGAAAAUUCAUUGAAAUUAGUCGAGCGAAUGAACGAUUGAGCUUAAUUGCAAAAGUGAAAUUAUUACGAUUCAAUUUUUUUUCAUUGUUGAUUAAUUCGAUCGGUUCGAGGGGAUUUAUAGGAGAAUAUUUUCGGUAAGGAAUGUAUAUAAUGUUAUUUUAAAGCAGUUUAUGCUGUUAGCACCAAUGUUCAUUGAAUUUAAUAUUUUCUUGCGUAUUUACGUCGAGGUAAGGCCCAAUGGAUGUGUAAAAUCUAUGUAUUUAUUUGUUUCAAUGUGUAUUAAAAUUAUUCAAUAAUUAA
This is a messenger RNA of Diachasmimorpha longicaudata, 7213 nucleotides long. RefSeq names its product cordon-bleu protein-like 1. Gene Ontology annotation, molecular function: actin monomer binding. Gene Ontology annotation, biological process: signal transduction. Bases 476 to 5146 code for a protein of 1556 amino acids. The record is from RefSeq and is a predicted model, not a curated record. Lineage: Eukaryota; Metazoa; Arthropoda; Insecta; Hymenoptera; Braconidae. The transcript is spliced from 10 exons.